Molecule: messenger RNA, 974 nt
Organism: Rhododendron vialii
Lineage: Eukaryota; Viridiplantae; Streptophyta; Magnoliopsida; Ericales; Ericaceae
Product: zinc finger A20 and AN1 domain-containing stress-associated protein 1
Exons: 1
Coding region: 257-724 (155 amino acids)
Biological process (GO): proteasome-mediated ubiquitin-dependent protein catabolic process
Molecular function (GO): zinc ion binding; DNA binding
Source: RefSeq, a predicted model, not a curated record
UUGGAUUAGUACUGUUAAACACAUUAAUUGUCUAUAAUACCCCCAAUAAUUUUUUUCUUCGUCUUAAUGUAGAAGGGUUUAUUUGUCCAAACACCUCCUUCCAGUGGCUUCCUCUGCCGACAUUAGCAUAUGUAUAAUCUAUAAAUCCCCAUAAUCCUUCAAUCAUGGAAUUUAUUAAUCACAAAGCUUCCAGUAAAUUUACAAUUAGAAUAAAAGAAACGAGAGAAUUUUUUUUUUUUUUGACAAGAAGCGAGAGAUGGGUUCUGAAGGAUUCCAACAAUCCGAGCCAAGGCUCUGCAAAAACGGGUGCGGGUUCUUCGGCACGGCGGCGACCAUGGGCUUGUGCUCCAAGUGCCAUCGACAUCUACGCGUCGAGGAAGAGCAAGCCGUCUCCGACAAAACCGCCAUGGAGAAACUGGUCGGCGACUUCAUGUUGAUCAAAACACGCGUUGCGUCUCCGCCGCCGUCGUCGGCUGAAUCGGCGGCGGCCGUAGGGGCGGCGACUGGGGUUGAAUCGGUUAGUAAAGCGGCGGCGAAAAGGUGCUCGAGCUGCAACAAAAAGGUGGGGUUGCUGGGGUUCCAGUGCCGGUGCGGGGUCACGUUUUGCGGGGCCCACAGGUACCCAGAGGAGCACAAUUGCAAGUUCGAUUUGAAGGCGGCGGGGAAGGACGCCAUUGCUAAGGAAAAUCCGGUGGUCAAGGCAGAUAAAGUGGUGAGGUUUUGAGAUGGAGGAGUGUACGUACUGGGGUCCCGGUUUGUUUUGGAUUUGGACGGUUUCAUUCUUUUACUCGUAUGUUAUUGGUUUGGGUGUGUUUUUGGAUUGUUUGAAGGUGAUGAUAGGAAAGGCAAUUUUUCUUUUAUUUUGGGGUAAGUAGGAAAGGCAAUUUGUUUUUUGGAACUUUUUUUUUUUCUCCUCUGUUCUAUAAUGUCUCUGUUCAAUUACUUUCAGUUCAGUGUUUUCUUGCUUUGUUAUA